AUGAUGCCGUGCAAUGAUAUAGAAAGAUAUAAAGCAUUACUUCAAAAGGAAUUGAAAGUCGAUGACAAAUAUGUAAUUAUUGAUAUUAAAUGGUUAAAACAUUGGAAACGUUUUGUUGGUAUCGAUAAAUCAGAUGAAGAACAAGUCACUGAACCAGGUCCAAUAGACUUCACAACAUUAGCCCAUCCAGCAACAGCCAACAAUUCCAAAGAAGUACAACUUCGUUUAGAUGCUGUCGAAGAAAAUGAUUAUACUUUCAUUCCAUAUGAACUUUAUAAAGAACUAGAACAGAUAUAUAACAGAAUCGGUCCUGAAAUAAUUCGUAGAAUAAUUCCACAAGGUCAAUUUAAACCUACAAUUGAAGUUUUUCUUAUACCAUUACGACUUCGUGAAUCACGAGAUGACACUUCAAAAAUAAAACAAAUCUAUCGUAGUCGUCGAACAAAGAUAGAAGAAAUAAAAAAAGAUAUUUGUAAUGAAUUUUGUAUUCAAUUAAGAUCAAACUACCGAUUAUAUUCAUCAAUGGAUGACAAUGGUCAAAAGUGGGAACUCAUCGAUGAUGAACCAGAUUCAAUUCUUGCAGAUAUUGGUUUAACAAAAAAUGCAUUUAUCAUAUAUGAAGAUCAAGCAUUAUCAUUAGAAACAUCUUCUUUAUCAAGAACAGAGUUCACUCGUGGACUUUGUGGUUUAUCAAAUUUAGGCAAUACUUGUUUCAUGAAUUCAGCUUUACAAUGUUUAUCAAAUAUUCCAGCAUUAACAGAAUAUUUUCUUAGUGAUAAAUAUAAAGAACAUAUAAAUCGUGAUAAUCCAUUAGGUAUGAAAGGUGAUAUUGCUAUGGCAUAUGGUAAAUUAAUACAUGAAAUGUGGUCAGGUAAUACAGAUUUUUGUGCACCAAAACUUUUAAAACAAAGUGUUGCAAAUUAUGCACCACAAUUUAGUGGUUUUUUACAAGAAGAUUCACAAGAAUUUAUGUCAUUUUUACUUGAUGGUUUACAUGAAGAUUUAAAUCUUAUCAAAAUAAAACCAUAUGUAGAAAAGAAAGAUGAUGAUGGAAAAACUGAUGAUACAACAUUAGCUAAUGAACAAUGGGAAUAUUAUCGAAAACGAAAUCAAUCAAGAAUUCAAGAUAUAUUUCAUGGACAAAUUAAAUCUCUUGUACAAUGUAUUACAUGUGGAACAAGUGCACGUACAUUUGAUCCAGUCUGUUUUCUAAGUUUACCAUUACCAAUUAAAGUAAAAAAACGAACAUUUAAAAUCGACUAUGUUCGUUUAAAUGGACAAAUUAAAACUUAUCAUAUUAAAUGUGAUGAAGAUGGUCGCGUAUGUAAUUUAGUUCAACAAUUUUGUGAUCGUUUUCAAGAGAAAAAGAAAAAAAUUCAUGAAAAUAAAUCUAUGGUAACUACUGAUACCGCAUCGAAAUCAGGUGAAACUAAUCAAGAUGAAGAAGAUGAUGAUGAUGAAGAAGAAGAAGAAGAAGAAGAAGAUUUUACAAAAGCAGACGAUUAUGAUGGACAUAAACCUACACCAGAUUAUAUUUUAGCUGUUGAAGUUUACAAUCAUAGAAUUCAUUUACAAUAUCGAGAUAAUUCUCCUUUAACAAAUAUACUUAGAUGUGAUAAAAUUGUUUUUUAUGAAAUAUCUUAUCCAUCAAAAAAAGAAGAUAGUGAAAAAAUUUCAAUUCCAUGUAUAUUUCGAGAUGACUAUUAUCAUUAUGAUUUUGGUUUACCUAUUUAUGUUAGUGUACCAAGACAUAAUUGUAAAGGAAAAGAUAUUCAAGAAGCAUUACAGAAAACAAUCAGUAAUUUUCUUCCAUUACUUUCAAUGGAUUCAUCAGAUAAACCACUUUAUACCGCUUUAUUGACUGUCAACCAAAGUUAUAAUUCAACAACUCUAUCAUUAGAAUCACUUCUUGAUGAUUAUAUUGAUUUUACUCAUAUAAGUAGAACAAUUAUUGUUGAUGUUACAUUAUCAAUUGUUAAAAAAUAUAAAAAACAAGAAGAAGAAAAACGUUUAGAAAAAGAUGUCAUUUCACCAAUGACUUCUGGUGUUCAAACACGUAAUAAUCAACAAAAACGACCAAAAUCAUUAUUAGAUUGUUUUAAAUAUUUUACAAAAAAAGAAAUAUUAUCUGAUGAUGAUCUAUGGAAAUGUCCAAAAUGUAAUGAAUUAAAAAAAGCUACAAAAAAAAUUGAUAUAUGGCUUUUACCAAAAGUUUUAAUUGUACAAUUAAAAAGAUUUAAUUAUACACGUUAUUUUCGUGAUAAAAUUAAUUUAUUUCUUGAUUGUCCAAUAUAUGAUUUAGAUUUAUCACAAUUCGUUUUAAAUCCAGAUGAAAAAUUAAAAGCAAAAUAUGAUUUAAUUGCUGUUAGUAAUCAUACAGGUUAUUUAGGUGGUGGACAUUAUGCAGCACAUGCAAAAAAUUGUAUUGAUAAAAAAUGGCAUACAUUUAAUGAUUCAUAUGUAUCAGAAGUCAAUGAAGAUAGUGUUAUUACUGAAGCAGCUUAUGUUCUUAUUUAUCAACAACAAGAACAAUCAUUAUCAGAAAAUGAAUGUGCAAAAUAA
Messenger RNA from Rotaria sp. Silwood1, 2562 nucleotides. NCBI's taxonomy places the organism in Eukaryota, Metazoa, Rotifera, Eurotatoria, Philodinida, Philodinidae. The record is from the annotation of a GenBank genome assembly.